GUCCACUAGCAACUGGAUGCAGGGGCAAUGGCAUUUUUAACACCCCAGGGAGUGAAAGAAGUCUUCCAACUUCAGAAACCAGAAGGUCGGGAGCACCUCCGGAGACUGCUGAACUGGGAAAAGUUUGACGAAGUGAGAGACUCCCGCAGAAGCAUCCUGCUGGAUACCCUCUACGAGAGCAUCAUCUUUGCCGUGGGCAAAGGCUUCCCAUGGGUGGAGGUGGUCAAGGUGGUCAAGUUCACCGAAGAGCUGCUCAAGGAAACCAAAGGCUGCUCCCUCACCGAGGCCAUUACCAUCCUGAGGAAUAAGCUUAGCGAUUACCAGGGGCAGUUCAACACCACCCAUCUGCUGGCCCUCUGCGACUACUUCUACAACACCUUCAUCCGCCACUACAGACUCUACCAAUAUGUCCUGGACCAGGACCAAGAAGUCAACCUGACCGUCAACCACGUGGAGGUGUGUGUGCCGCCCCAGCCCCUCCCGCUGGCUGAGGGCAAGGACAGGGACCUGUGGAAGCUUGAGCAGCAGUUGGCUGAGCUCACUAUGGCUGAGGUGCAGAAGCGCACCAACGUGCUGCUCCUGAAGGAGGCGCUGCACCUGGAGCAGGAGCACAUGCUGCAGAAGAAGUUCUCGGAGAUGACUGUGCAGCAGAGACAGGUUCUGAAGAGAGAGGAGUUGGAAAAGCUCAUCAAUGAGGCCAUUCAUAUCCAGAUCAAGUGCCUGAAAGAGCUGCUUCAGUAUGAGAUACAGACAACUUUUGAUAUUUUGGACCUGAAACUUCAGAAGAAGACUUUAAAUCUCAAUGCUCCUAUCCCUUUUCCACUCUCCAUCAGUGGCCAGCCAGGCCAAGACGAAUCUCUCAAGAUCAACAAAGCACGCAAAGCAAAGAAAGCAAAAGGCAAGAAGCUAUCUAAAGACUGAUUGAGGCAGAAUCAUUGACGAUUAUGGAAGUAUUAUGCGAUAUACUCAGUACCCAAUAGGUCAGUGAUUUCUAGUGAUUAAAAGAAAUGAAACAACA
Eptesicus fuscus (big brown bat) is the source of this 1018-nucleotide messenger RNA. It is a transcript of the gene C6H8orf74, whose product is annotated as chromosome 6 C8orf74 homolog. The record is from RefSeq and is a predicted model, not a curated record. The transcript is spliced from 4 exons. The coding region runs from base 28 to 921 and encodes 297 amino acids. NCBI's taxonomy places the organism in Eukaryota, Metazoa, Chordata, Mammalia, Chiroptera, Vespertilionidae.